CCUAGGAAACACUGAGACGCACAGAGCCCCAGACUUGGUGCAAUGGACCCGACAUAUGGAGGCAGUGAAGAUGCAAUUGUUGGAGCAAGCACAGGAAAAGCUGGUGGAGCUGCUGGAUCGGGCCAUAUGGGAGGCCAUACAAUCCCACCCGCCACAAGACAGACCUCUGCCCUCCCCUUACCCAGCUCCCUUAAGCAAGACCCAGAAGCCAUCCUUUGGGAGACGGAAAGUUUUCGUCGUCCGCAAAUCCUUGCUUGAUGAGCUGAUGGAGGUGCAGCAUUUCCGUACCAUCUACCACAUGUUUAUCGCCGGCCUGUGUGUCUUCAUCAUUAGCACCCUGGCCAUYGACUUCAUUGAUGAGGGCAGGCUGGUGCUGGAGUUUGAUCUGCUGAUCUUCAGCUUCGGACAGCUGCCCCUGGCGCUGGUGACRUGGGUCCCCAUGUUCCUGGCCACUCUGCUGGCGCCCUACCAGGCCCUGCGACUGUGGGCCAGGCCCAGGACAGGGGGCGCCUGGAUGCUGAGGGCGGUCCUGGGCUGUGUGCUGCUGGCUGCCCACGCUGCGGUGCUCUGUGUGCUCCCAAUCCACGUGGCASUGAAGCAUGAGCUCCCGCCAGCCUCGCGUUGCAUCCUAGUCUUUGAGCAGGUCAGGCUCCUGAUGAAAAGUUACUCCUUCCUGAGAGAGGCUGUGCCUGGGACCCUUCGUGCCAGAGGACGUGAGGGCAUCUGGGCCCCCAGUUUCUCCAGCUACCUCUACUUCCUUUUCUGCCCCACACUCAUCUACCGGGAGACUUACCCCAGGACACCCAGCGUCAGGUGGAAUUACGUGGCCAAGAACUUUGCCCAGGCCCUGGGCUGUGUGCUCUAUGCCUGCUUCAUCCUGGGCCGCCUCUGUGUUCCUAUCUUUGCCAACAUGAGCCGGGAGCCCUUCAGCACUCGGGCCCUGCUGCUCUCUAUCAUGCAUGCCACUCUGCCAGGCAUCUUCAUGUUGCUGCUCAUCUUCUUCGCCUUCCUGCACUGCUGGCUCAAUGCUUUUGCAGAGAUGCUGCGGUUUGGAGACAGGAUGUUCUACAGGGACUGGUGGAACUCAACAUCCUUCUCCAACUACUACCGCACUUGGAACGUGGUGGUCCACGACUGGCUGUACAGCUACGUGUAUCAGGAUGGGCUGUGGCUCCUUGGUGGCCGGGGCCGAGGGGCAGCCAUGCUGGGCGUGUUCCUGGUCUCUGCAGUGGUGCAUGAGUACAUCUUCUGCUUUGUCCUGGGAUUCUUCUACCCCGUCAUGCUGAUGCUCUUCCUUGUCAUUGGGGGGCUACUGAACUUCACAAUGAAUGACAGGCACACGGGCCCCGCGUGGAAUGUGUUGAUGUGGACCUUACUCUUUCUGGGCCAGGGCAUCCAAGUCAGCCUGUACUGCCAGGAAUGGUAUGCACGACGGCACUGUCCCCUGCCCCAGACAACCUUCUGGGGGCUGCUAACACCUCGAUCUUGGUCCUGCCAUGCCUAGAGGUCAGGACUCUUGCUCCAUCCAGAUGACACCAUCAAGCUCUUCUGUACCUGCAAAGUCUGAGACUGAGGCUCUUCUCUACACUCUCAUACCUGGCUCUGAGUCAGGGGACUUGCAUGUAGGGUCUCACCGAGGAGUUGCAGGGACUUGGGUCUAUGGCCCUGCAGGCAGCCGAGCACAGAUUCUGCAUAGGGGGAGACUCUUCAAUACCCACUUCCAUGAAUUGGGCACAAGUUCCCCUCAUAACUGAUGGCUUGAUAGACUU
Urocitellus parryii (Arctic ground squirrel) is the source of this 1769-nucleotide messenger RNA. RefSeq names its product sterol O-acyltransferase 2 (gene Soat2). Lineage: Eukaryota; Metazoa; Chordata; Mammalia; Rodentia; Sciuridae. Gene Ontology annotation, molecular function: cholesterol binding; cholesterol O-acyltransferase activity; fatty-acyl-CoA binding. Gene Ontology annotation, cellular component: endoplasmic reticulum membrane. The record is from RefSeq and is a predicted model, not a curated record. Gene Ontology annotation, biological process: cholesterol metabolic process; cholesterol efflux.